Aegilops tauschii subsp. strangulata is the source of this 2362-nucleotide messenger RNA. RefSeq names its product U-box domain-containing protein 75. Gene Ontology annotation, biological process: protein ubiquitination. The record is from RefSeq and is a predicted model, not a curated record. Lineage: Eukaryota; Viridiplantae; Streptophyta; Magnoliopsida; Poales; Poaceae. Gene Ontology annotation, molecular function: ubiquitin protein ligase activity.
UGCAAAUCCGGAUAAUAAUUUCAUCAGGAUAUUCCUGCUCGCUCUCUCACUCCCUCUCUCGCACACCCUCCCUUCUUCUUCUCCACCCACUCUAGCUCAGCUGGAUCUCAGUCGCAUUCUCACUCCCCCCACCCUCGCAUAUCAGAUCUCCUCAUAUGCCCUGCAAUCCGCCUCCAAUCCAAAACCCAGAAGCUUUCCUCUCAAGCUCCUCGCUUCCUCGCCUCCCCUUUUGACCGGUAGGCAGCUGUGGGAGCCCGAAAAUCCAAGAAAAGCAGCGGGUCAAGAAAGAGGGAAAGCAAGCGAGGAGGGUGAUGAUGAUGGCGAUAAGUCGCCCCAUGAUUCACCGCAUCAUCCCGUCGCCUGCGCGCCUCUGCUAAAAGGGCCUCGCCGUCCGUGUACGCUCCAGUGAGCGGUGGAAGAGCGUGCGGUUGCUUCGCGCAGACGGUCGGACGCCGCCGCUGCAAUGCCGCAGUACCAGGAGCUGCCCUGCGGCGGGCAGGUGCUCGACAUCGACGCCGCGCUCAAGGAUGGCAUCCUGGGGUGCGGCCCGGAGCCCGGGGACGGCGCGCUGGGCGACGGAGGGAAGCAGCCGGUGGAGCUGAGGAAGAUGAUGGACGAGCUGGAUGCGGCCGGCGACGGCGGCGGGGACGAGGUCGUGCCUGCCGUCUUCAUCUGCCCGAUCUCCCUGGAGCCCAUGGUGGAUCCGGUCACGCUCUGCACCGGCCAGACGUACGAGCGCGCCAACAUCUCCCGGUGGCUGGCGCUGGGCCACCGGACCUGCCCGACCACGAUGCAGGAGCUCUGGGACGACGCGCUCACCCCCAACGCCACGCUCCGGCAGCUCAUCGCCGCCUGGUUCUCCAGGCGGUACACCCGCUUCAAGAAGCGCUCGGCCGACUACCACGGCCGCGCCGCGGACCUUGUCCACGGUCUCCGCGGCACGGCCGUCCCAAGGAGGCAGCCCCUCAAGGGCCAGGCCCGAGUCGCCGCGCUCCGGGAGUUGCGCUCCCUCGCCUCCAACCACCAGUCCGUGACCAAGGCCAUAGCCGAGGCCGGCGGCGUGUCGUUGCUGACCUCACUUCUUGGCCCCUUCACGUCUCAUUCCGUGGGGUCCGAGGCGGUGGCCAUUCUUGUGAGCGGCGUGCCGCUCGACGCCGACGCGAAGGCGGCGCUGAUGCAGCCGGCAAAGGUGUCCCUCGUGGUGGACAUGCUCAAUGAGGGCGCCGUCGACACCAAGAUCAACUGCGUCCGCCUCAUCCGCAUCCUCAUGGAGGAGAAAGGGUUCCGGCCGGAGACGGUGGCGAGCCUGAGCCUCUUGGCCGGCUCCAUGCGCCUGGUCCGGGACAAGCGGCACCAGGACGGUGUGGCCGCUGGGCUAGAGCUGCUCAAUUCCAUCUGCGCCGUGCACAGGCCGGCCAGGAGUAUGAUUGUCAGCAUUGGUGCGGUGCAGCAGCUGGUGGAGCUGCUGCCGGAGCUGGCGACGGAGUGUGUGGAGCCAGCCUUGGACAUCCUUGACGCGCUCGCCUCAGUCCCUGAAGGCAUGACGGCUCUCAAGGAUUGCCCGAGGACGAUACCCAACGCCGUCCGAUUGCUGAUGAGGGUGUCCGAGGCCUGCACGCAGCGUGCCCUGUCGAUGCUGUGGGUGGUGUGCAGGAUGGUGCCCGAGGAGUCGGCACCCGCCGCCCUGGAGGUCGGACUGGCCGCCAAGCUUCUGCUGGUGAUCCAAAGCGGGUGCGGGCCGGAGCUGAAGCAGCAAGCCUCGGAGUUGCUCAAGCUUUGCACCAUGCAUUGCACAUCCACCGUCUUCCUCGCAAAAUGCAAGCUCACCAAGACAAUUCAGUGAGAAGACACCGGAACAUAGUCCUGGUUGUGAUUUGGGUCGAUGAUGCGGCUCCCAUUGGUCAGCCUCGCGUAAUCUGGACCGGGGAAUGGACGAGAGAAGCAAAUUGCUGCCGGAUGAAGGCCUGUGUGUAGAUAAACUCAGUAAUUGGCCCAACUUGCUGUGUCAUUUGAAGACAUGGGAGUGGAUGAAUGGAUCGCCCUGCCCAUCGACAGGAAGCUUGGAUCCAGCAGCAAUGCAGCAGCACAAGCACCGCCGGAGUCGACCGCCGGAUGUACAUGCAAAUUGGUGUGAAUUUGGUCAGCUCAAUAACUACUCAAGGGUUGGGCUGUGGUAAGUACAGCCAGUUUUGCCAUCUAUCAGUAGCUGAGAAUUAAGCAAAGGCCUGCAGUUUUAGAUUUUUGGCGAUGUGGGAGUCUGUCAGGGCUGUAGUUCUUCCUUUUCUUUCUUCUCCUGGGUCUCGGUGUAAUUGGUGAUAUAAAUUGGGUAGAAUUGUAUACAGUGCUGCUGCUUCACAGUUCA